This is a messenger RNA of Protobothrops mucrosquamatus (brown spotted pit viper), 2179 nucleotides long. It is a transcript of the gene RNGTT, whose product is annotated as RNA guanylyltransferase and 5'-phosphatase. The record is from RefSeq and is a predicted model, not a curated record. Gene Ontology annotation, biological process: 7-methylguanosine mRNA capping; protein dephosphorylation. Bases 88 to 1890 code for a protein of 600 amino acids. The transcript has 16 exons. Gene Ontology annotation, molecular function: ATP binding; mRNA 5'-triphosphate monophosphatase activity; protein tyrosine/serine/threonine phosphatase activity. NCBI's taxonomy places the organism in Eukaryota, Metazoa, Chordata, Lepidosauria, Squamata, Viperidae.
UGUUGUCGGGGUCCCCCGAGUGCCGUCUCGCUGGGACGGCGAGCGCUUCCGAUAGCGGCGGCUGCGGCUAUUGCAUUCGGCCCUGCCAUGUCCUUCAACAAAAUCCCACCGCGGUGGCUGAACUGCCCGAGGCGCGGACAGCCCAUAGCAGGAAUAUUUUUACCUCUGAAGACAAUGCUAGGACCAAAAUAUGAUGAUAAAGUUGCUGAAGAGUAUCGUUUCCAUCCCUUUAUGUUAUCCAACUAUUUAAAGAGUCUCAAGGUUAAAAUGGGCCUGUUAAUAGACUUGACAAACACCAGUAGGUUCUAUGACCGAAGUGAUGUAGAAAAAGAUGGCAUCGUAUAUGUAAAGCUUCAGUGUAAAGGGCACGGAGAGUGUCCCACUCCUGAAAACACAGAAACAUUCAUCCGUAUAUGUGAACAGUUCCGUAAUAAGAACCCAACAGAACUUAUAGGUGUUCACUGUACACAUGGUUUCAAUCGUACUGGAUUUCUUAUCUGUGCCUUUCUGGUUGACAAGUUGGAUUGGAGUAUUGAAGCUUCUGUGGCUACUUUUGCUCAAGCCAGACCACCUGGUAUCUACAAAGGUGACUAUUUGAAAGAACUCUUCCGUCGUUACGGCGAUAUGGCUGAUAUGCCAGCACCACCUCCUUUACCAGAAUGGUGCUUUGAGGAAGAUGAUGAAGACGGGGAGGAGGAUAACGGCAAGCUGGGAACUCCAGAAUCGGAAGCUUGCUCGUCAACUUCCUUUUCUGGCAGAAAAAGAAAAGAACACUUAAAAUUGGGUGCUGUGUUUUUGGAAGGAAUAUCCGUUAAACGUGUAAUUCAAGUAACAAGUCAACCAAGGUUAGGAGAAAUCCAACUUAAAUGCCAACAAUUUUGUGGCUGGAAAGGGACUGGAUUCCCUGGGGCGCAGCCUAUUUCCAUGGAUGAACAGAAUAUUAAAUUGUUAGAGCAGAAGCCAUACAAAGUAAGUUGGAAAGCAGAUGGAACUCGGUAUAUGAUGUUAAUUGAUGGUAAGAAUGAAGUUUAUAUGAUUGACAGAGACAACUCUGUGUUUCAUGUGUCUAAUUUGGAGUUUCCGUUUCGUAAAGAUCCACGUGUGCAUUUAGAAAAUACUCUUUUGGAUGGGGAAAUGAUAAUUGACAAGGUAAAUGGUCAAGUAGUUCCUCGGUACUUGAUAUAUGACAUAAUAAAAUUCAGUGGACAACCAGUUGGAGAAUGUGAUUUUAAUAUUCGUCUGUCAUGUAUAGAAAAAGAGAUUAUACUCCCACGGCAUGAUAAGAUGAAGAAUGGUCAAAUUGACAAAGCACAAGAACCUUUUAGUGUUCGUAACAAACCAUUUUUUGACAUCCACGUUGCAAAAAAGCUUCUUGAGGGAAAUUUUGCAAGAGAAGUCUCUCAUGAAGUGGACGGACUAAUUUUUCAGCCUGUAGGAAAAUACAAGCCUGGACGAUGUGAUGACAUUUUGAAAUGGAAGCCACCCAGUCUAAACUCAGUGGAUUUUCGUCUAAAAUUAGCAAGAGUUGUUGGAGAAGGGCUUCUCCCAAGGAACGUCGGACUGCUUUAUGUUGGAAGUUUAGAUAGACCUUUUGCAGAAAUUAAGGUAACAAAAGACUUGAAACAAUUUGAUAAUAAAAUAAUAGAAUGCAAGUUUGAAAACAACAGCUGGGUAUUUAUGAGACAAAGGAUAGACAAAAGUUUUCCCAAUGCAUACAGUACAGCAAUGGCUGUAUGCAACAGUAUACAACAUCCAGUGACAAAGGAAAUCCUUUUUGAAUUCAUUGAAAAAUGCAUGGCAGCAACUCCAGGACAACCACGUAAACAUCACCUAGAUCCUGACACUGAACUAAUGCCACCACCACCACCUAAAAGACCUCGGGUGUCGUAACAGAUCUCUUCAGACCAAAAAAACAGUAGAAUUGUUUAGAAUUCUACAAGAUAAUAUGUAUGGUGUAAAUAUCCUGUAAAUACUUACGUGCAUUUUUUUUGGAAUGCCACACCACGAACUAAGAUUUGUUUUCUACUUGACAAGUUGAACAUUGUUUCUAAAUUUGAAAAAUAUUUAAUCUAAAGGGAUGAUGUGGAAUCAGUGGAAAGCUAUUGUUUGGUAGGUAACUUUCAAAUUUGAUAUUUUAUACCAGCUAUCUGGAACUGUGAAGCCAUGAUAAAAAUGUUUC